Molecule: messenger RNA, 3965 nt
Organism: Pogoniulus pusillus (Red-fronted tinkerbird)
Lineage: Eukaryota; Metazoa; Chordata; Aves; Piciformes; Lybiidae
Gene: NFE2L2
Product: NFE2 like bZIP transcription factor 2
Exons: 6
Coding region: 1075-2859 (594 amino acids)
Biological process (GO): regulation of transcription by RNA polymerase II; cellular response to oxidative stress
Cellular component (GO): nucleus
Molecular function (GO): RNA polymerase II cis-regulatory region sequence-specific DNA binding; DNA-binding transcription factor activity, RNA polymerase II-specific
Source: RefSeq, a predicted model, not a curated record
GCACCACUCUGCUCCCUGCAUACCAGCAUUACCAUCAGUUCCUGGUUUCUCUUUGUUUCUCCACGUGGCCACCACCAUCACAAUCGGCACUACCCUUAGUCCUUUCGACCAAAACAACAGCUGCUCUUCUUUACAUGGUGAACUUGCCCUCGUGUUUUCUUUGAACAUCAGUCAGAGUGACCUCAUGGAUCCUCCCGACGCUGACUGCAGCAGCGUUAUCUUCGGUCCUGGACACCCCGGCAACUCCUAACAUUACCAACGACCUUGUUAUUUUACUGAUUAAGUCCUAGGAAUAUUUUAUUGUGCGAAAGGCAAAUCUCCAUAGGUCACAGGAGGACCAGUUACUAGGUGGGAGGCCUCGUCAAAAAGUGUAAAUUCCAAACAAUAUGUGUAUUAAACCCCAAAUCCCCUUAUCUGUGUUUCGUCUGGUUUGCAAGUUUGACUACUUGUCCGGCAGAAGGCAGUCGGUGCAGGUGGGGAUCAGCCACGCUGAUUAGUCUCGCCCUGCCCUUCCCUUCCUUGCAUCAGCACCCACAGCACGAUUGACCAGCUGGGUUUUGCCGUCACUUCCAUCUCUCCCGCACCACCGCUGAGCUCUCCGUUUGACUACGAAGAUGAGGAGCGCUCUGGAAGUGCGAAACAGUUGGACACGCUGUGACGGGCAGCCGUGCUAAAGCGCAAGGACGAACAUACUGCGCCGUCCCUAUGCCUGGGGGGUUGCCCAAGGAACACGAUGCCCUCCCAGCACGACCGGAACAAGAUGCCGCUGGCCGUUACUAGGAGCAGGACAGGAUCUCACCGCGCAGGGAAGCAGGCGCCGGAGAGCUGAUCCCAGGCAGCGGGGCCACAGAGGCACCGAGAAUGCAUGAGGUCCUCGGUACGUCCUCCGCCGCAGCCAGGGAUGGAGCCGCCUCCACGCACUCUCACAGACACUGAGUGGCUGAGCAGCGGCGGCGGGGCGGAGCACGGGGGCGGCCGUUGGCCCGGGCCGGGCCGCUUCCGUCCCCAAACAGCCCCAGAGCAGGCAAGCAGGCAGUGCCGUACCGGUCACCCCGUGGACCCCGGCCCCGCGCGAUGGAGAUCGAGUUACCCCCCGCCGUCCGGGACAUGAACUUGAUUGACAUCCUUUGGAGGCAAGAUAUAGACCUUGGGGUGAGGCGUGAAGUUUUUGAUUUUAGCCAACGACAGAAAGAGUAUGAACUCGAGAAACAGAAGAAACUUGAAAAGGAGAGACAAGAGCAGCUCCAGAAAGAGCAGGAGAAAGCCUUGCUGGCUCAGCUGGAGUUAGACGAAGAGACGGGCGAAUUUGUUCCUGUUCAGCCAGCUCAGUGCAUCCAGCCAGAAAAUACUGAGCAACCAAUCAGUUUUUCACAGACCACAGAGACUUCAAAACCAGAAUCAGAGGCCUUGUCUUUUGAUGACUGCAUGCAGGUCUUAGCAGAAGCAUUCCCGUUUAUAGAUGACAAUGAGGCUUCUUCAGCUGCAUUUCAGUCACUGGUUCCUGCACAGACUGAUAACAACCCAGUUGUCAUUUCCUCUGAUCAGACUCAGCCACCUGAAUCACCUGUCCUAGUUCCACUCACUGGUGCAGAGAAUAUGCAGAACAUAGAGCAAGUCUGGGAAGAGUUAUUAUCCCUUCCAGAGUUACAGUGUCUUAACAUUGAAAAUGAUAACCUGGCUGAGGUGAGCACAGUCACAAACCCUGAAACCAAGCCAACUGAGAUGCACAACAACUAUAGUUACUACAGCUCAUUACCCUUCACAAGGAAAGAUGUUAACUGCAGUCCAGAUUUCCUGGGUAAUAUUGAGAGCUCCUUUUCCAGCAUUUUGCCACCAGAAGACACCAGCCAGCUGAGUGUGAACUCUUUAAAUGAUAUGUCCCCUUCAAACUCUGAUUUCUGUGAGGAUUUCUACACCACCUUUAUUGAUACAAAGGCAAAUGGUGAUGCAGCAACAACAAACACUAUCAGUCAAUCACUUGCAGAUAUUCUAAGUGAACCUAUUGAUCUCUCUGAUUUCUCACUGUGUAAAGCUUUUAAUGGUGACCACUCAGGAACUGUACCAGAGUGUAAUGAUUCUGACUCUGGUAUUUCAUUGAAUGCAAAUUCUAGUGUUGCAUCACCUGUGCACUCUGUUGAGUCAUCUGCCUAUGGAGAUAAGACUUUUGGUUGUAGCGAUUCUGAUGUGGAAGACAUGGAUAGCGCCCCUGGAAGUGCGCCACAGAGCAAUGCAAACUUGUACUCUUUGCAGUUCCAGGAUCAAGUGUUUUCUUCUGUGGGGCCAAGCACUCGAACACCUAGUUUGCAGUGUACAAACACACCAAAGAAAGAACCUCCUGCUGGUCCAGGCCACCCUAAGGCUCCGUUCACAAAAGAUAAACCUUCAAGCCGCCUUGACGCUCAUCUCACAAGAGAUGAGCAAAGAGCAAAAGCUCUGCAGAUCCAUUUUCCUGUUGAAAAAAUCAUCAAUCUUCCUGUCGAUGACUUCAAUGAAAUGAUGUCCAAGGAGCAGUUCAAUGAAGCCCAGCUUGCACUUAUUCGAGAUAUACGCAGGAGAGGCAAGAACAAAGUGGCUGCUCAAAACUGCCGUAAAAGAAAGCUGGAAAAUAUAGUGGAACUGGAGCAAGACUUGAGUAAUCUAAAAGAUGAGAGAGAGAAACUGCUUAAGGAAAAAGGAGAGCAUGACAAAAGCCUUCGUCAGAUGAAAAAGCAACUAACCACCUUAUAUCUUGAGGUCUUCAGCAUGCUACGUGAUGAAGACGGAAAGUCUUACUCUCCCAGUGAAUAUUCACUGCAGCAAACUACAGACGGCAAUGUCUUUCUUGUUCCUAAAAGCAAGAAGACAGAGACUAAACUUUGAAGAGCAGCACAGCUGGCUACUGUUCUUCAAGUUAUUAUUUUUGUAUCGUUAUCCUGAUAGUUUUUACUGUGAGGUGGAAUGCAGAAUUAGGUAAUAUUUUCCAAGUAAUUCUAUGCAAUUAAUGAUUUUAAAGUUCCUUAGUUUAUGGAAGAUGCAGGUUUAAAACUAAUAGUCUAAUGAAGAUGGGAGUAUGCAAAAUUUCUAAUCUCACUUUGAUAACAGACAUUUCCUUCUUAUGGCACCACUUUGACUGGUUUCCACAUACAUGUAAAUAUUUAAAGAUACCCUAUUUAUAUACUGUUCCUAUCUCUUGUUAUUUUCAUAGAUUUUAUAUAUAAAUAUAAAUGAUUUUAGCCUUCUAAAUAUAAUUUCUUGCAAGACAAACAGUAUGGCUUUUGACACUUGUUUUUUAUAAAUAUGCAAUAGUGUUUGUUCCCAUUUUUCUUACACAUUUAUACUUUAUAUUUAAUAUAUAAUUUUAAUGUAGUAUGAAAGUUGAUACUGAGUGUUUGAUUUUUUUUUUUUUUUUUGAUUUCUUACUUCAUUAAACUUUUUUUUUAAUGUCUGUUUCACAUACAUUUAUUUCCCUGAAGGGAAAAUCCUCAGUACUUUUUCAAAGGCUUAAGACUUCUUGUAAUGAAUAAGCUUAACCAGAGAUGUAUCACACAGCAUGGUCAGCAUUACUAAUGCUUCCUUCAGCAUAAUUUUAACUGCCACUUGGAAGGAUUGUGUUACACAAAGCUUCAUUCUAUGCAAAGUUUACAUCCUUUCUGUUCUGCUUUUUGAACACUAUUUAAAUUCAUGAUGUGCUCUUUCCUCCAAAGGCAUUUAAAAAUCUGUUAAGGCAUUGUCAGCAUUAUGCAUUUUUUUCCCAACUAAAAAUCUUGUACACUUUUGACUAAUUCUAGACUGCACUCUGCAUCUGCCUUGGAUCAGCAAGCAGCCUUGUCGCUGCCCUUACUUUGGAGCUUAUGGAAGGAGGUGCACCACCAAACAACGGCACUGUUUGGAACCUGUGCUUGAUUAAGUGAAAAGCAUUGUGGAGUUGAAAUAAGAUUUAUGAGAACAAUAAAAAUUGGGCAAAUAAAUAGCACUUGUCAAAUGGA